Molecule: messenger RNA, 673 nt
Organism: Mercenaria mercenaria
Lineage: Eukaryota; Metazoa; Mollusca; Bivalvia; Venerida; Veneridae
Exons: 6
Coding region: 68-673 (201 amino acids)
Source: RefSeq, a predicted model, not a curated record
GGUUGGUUUUGAAAUAAGGAGUGUAAAGUGUAAAGUUUAAUGUAAGAGUAUUUUUGCAAUUCACACAAUGACGAGACUGAUUUCCCUUGGCAUACUAUUUGGUUUUGUAACACGCUGUUAUGGUACAAAGUGUUUUGAGUGCCAACAUGCACCAUACCCACGAGAUUGUUCGAAGCUAACAGUUUGCCAUUCUGAUGAGGUUUGUUUCACGGAACAAGUUGUAACACCAAGCAGAAAUGUAGCUUUCAAUUCCGGCUGUCUACCAAAAUCACAAUGUCUUUCCGUUUCGAUACCUCUCAUUGGUAAAAGGUCAGCGAACAUUUUGAAUACACACUCAACAGAUAUCAUAACAUGUAGAGAAUGCUGUGCCAGUGAUUUCUGCAACAUGAAGGGAUGCGGAACUCACGAAAUUCCCAUUGAGCAACGCGGUCCGUACUGUAACACGUGUGAUGUGCAAAACCCCAAAGAUUGUACCAAUGUUACUGUCUGUGGCAAAAAUGAACUGUGCAUGUUAUUCCAUCCCGUUGAAUUGGGUGGCCGUCCUGGCACUUUGUACAGAGGUCAAUGUGAAACACGGACGGUAAAUAUUACUUUCUAUAAAGUGUACAUUUGUUUCAUUAUUAGGUUCUGUCAAAACUCUCGAUUACCUAGACAAACAAAAAGAGAUUUAUAG